Ostrinia furnacalis (Asian corn borer) is the source of this 6389-nucleotide messenger RNA. RefSeq lists its product as uncharacterized. Lineage: Eukaryota; Metazoa; Arthropoda; Insecta; Lepidoptera; Crambidae. The transcript is spliced from 3 exons. Bases 395 to 5002 code for a protein of 1535 amino acids. The record is from RefSeq and is a predicted model, not a curated record.
GCAAGACAGUUCGCGCCGCGCGUUUUAAACUGUAUUUACGUAACUGCCACAACAAACAAGCGCUCAAUGUGUUAAUUUUAAUUUAAUUUACUACUGUGAUACUUAAUUUUAGCGUAAAAUCUAGUGUGCCAAAAUUUUAAAGAUUUUGUGUAAAAUUAUUUGCUAAUGUCAUACCUAAUAGUGCCGUUGGUCUAAUCAGAAUCAACUGCGCGAAUAAUUUUAUUUAAAAAGUUCUUUCUCGUCUAAAUGAAGUGUUUUGUUAAUAAAUCAUAAUGUAGUUUAUAGUAUCGCAAAAAUAAACAGUUCAUAAUUGUGUGUGGAAUAUUUGUGUGUGCUGUGCCAAGAUCAGUGAGUGGGUGUGAGAGUUGUUAACGUUCUUUAAAUAAUCUGUGGAAUGGUGGCUAUGGUGGAGAUCGAAAGGACAAACAAUGAUUACUUCAGAUCUUUUCUACCUGCAGUCAACUCACCACCAGUGCCCCACCGAGAGGCGUCGGGGAUAUCCGCACCAUACCGUCCUCAGAACGAAGAAUAUGCCGCCGUUCAACGUCGUGUUGAGAGGCCAGUUCAAACAGAAGCCGAUCCUGAGCGCAAGAAGGAGAAGAAAUGGUCUCUAGGAAAACUCUUCCGAAGAAAGAAGAAAGAUGAAGAGAGCGAAUCAUCUUCAGAAAGCGACGAAGGGGUCAGCACCAAAUCUCCGUCGAAAAGAAAAUCCAAGAAAAAGAAGAAGACCCCGGCCGUCAAUAACUUCGACCACAUUGUCAUUAGGGACACGAGGCGAGCUCAGAGCUUGGCUAAACCAAAUAUGCGGGACAUGACUGAUGAUGGCGUCUUGUCAGACCCCUCGGCGGGCUUCAUAAACUACCGAGCCAAGCAACAGAAUAUGUACGGUGCAUCGAAAGAGUCACUCAGCUUACGAGACGAUAAUUCCAAUCGGUCAAUGAAAUCUGCACUCGACACUCCAUCUAGAAAGACUAGAAAAGGUCGCUUGAAAGCUCGAGUUGAAGCCCUUCGAAACAGUAUGCGAGGAGAAUCAAGCAGCGAUGAGGAAUCUUUGAAGUCGUCGAACUCCUCAUCUAUGGUUAGAUUCAGAAGCGAUGACUCCCUAAUGCGAUCUCGGGAUAGCUCCUUAAAUAAACGGACAAGGAGCGCCAGGAAUGAAAGAUACAUCAAGAGGCUAUCAAGAGAUGACGAAAACCAGCUUAAUAAGGAAGCCGAGUUAAUACAGCAAGGUUACACUAAGGCCGAGGUUGAAAUGUUGACAAGAACGCCCACCAGUCAAAGCAGCGGUUAUGGAACGUGCAAACGCGACCAAACUAACAAGAUCAAACAAGACCACCUUUACGCCAAUGACGUCAACCGCCGACCUAUGAAAUCCGAAUCUAUUUCAUCAUUCCCAUCGACUCAAAGUUACCCCUCAUCCAUUAAUUUUAAUGCUAAAGUUAACAACGAGCAUAUUAACUAUUCCAUUCAAUGCCCAAGUAACAUAACUAAGGAACCGCUUUACGCUAAUAACCGGGAAAGGAGUGUCAGUAAUCAGUAUGAGAGACCUGAAAAUGUAAUGUGCGUCAAAUUCCCCUUGGGAAACGUAACCAACAUCAAACGAGACGAGAGAGCACCACCAGUGCCACCUCCCCGGGAUAUGCAAAGGAAGGUUGCUACCCCUAUAUCGAUGUACUAUGAAAAUAACCCCAUAGUAGCAGAUAGGAUGGGCAGCAACCAGAACAUAGUUCACGGUGUACCUAACAACGACUUUGAGAGAAUAAUGAGACGAAGCCAAGAAAGAUCGAUGAGUCAAAGCUUUAACGGCUUGAGACGGCCGAUAUCGAACUCCGAAGAUCAUAUUGCUAUGCAAAACAACGAAUAUCUCCAAAACUUCCAGUAUAAGAGCGAACAGCCAAGGAGACCGGCGUCGGUGUCUGCAGAACCAAACCACUAUGGCAUCUACGCCAAUACUCCUCCUUGGAGGAAGAAAGUGGAGCACCCAAAUCUUGUCAAGCCAGAACCUGUACAGAUGCGGCAAGAUUACUUGUACUAUGCAGACCAAAGCCCUCGAUCAAGAAGGCCUAUCAGCAUCAAAAAUAGUCAAAAUAAUUACGAAACUCAAUAUCUGAGUGAUUCGCAAGCAUCUCUUAAUGUAGCCGAAAGUGUUUACCGUAGGCCAAGAAAUGCAUCUGAGUUUUGGAGAAAAAUUGAUGAUGCCGAAAGACAAAGGCGACAGCACAGUGUGUUUUCAAACUCUAGAAGUAACAGUGAGUAUUCUAGCAAUACUCCACCACAAAGACUGCAAUACUUAGAACAACAUAGAAGCAAUGGUGUUCGAAAUGACAACACUGAUAUUCAGAAUAAAAAUAAAAUUGACUUUAAAUCUCAGUCGUUAGAUACCACAGAUGGUGCUAAAGUAUGGAAAGCGACAACUGAAUACAAAAGGUCAAUUACUGUAGAACCACCCAAAACAGUAACAUCUCCUACUUCUAAGACUCAUGUUAGACAUAAAUCCGAUACAUUCGUUCAGAAUUCGUACCAGGUUCCAUCAGACGAUGAAAAAAGUUCAGAACGUAGAAAGUCUACAAAUCUUGAUGACGCUCUUAAUGAAUUGGAAGCCAUUUAUAAUAGCUUGGGUUUGGGAGAUGAAGAUUUACUUGACAGAGCUGAACGCCGCGAGCUAAUGACGCCCAAGUUUAACGACCAUUUCAAUGAUUGGAAUGGUAAUGACGAUGAAAUCCAACUGAGAAGUCAACCGACAACGCCUUUAAGACGUGUGCAAAGAAGAUCAACAUUGCCAGAUAAAUUACAAGAUGACAUGGCAUUCCGUAGAAUGAAUUCAUUAACGAAAGAAAAACCAAAUUAUAAAGACACACAAUCACAAAUUAGUUACAUGUUGGCAUCACCUGUUUAUGUGCCGUACGGUUCUGACGAUGAAAAACAUUCUGAAAGGAAUGAACCUGACAUAGUUCAUGACGAUGUAGUGUACAGAAAUAUCAAACAAACGAACAACAGGCUAAAAACUGUAGACCCUCAACCACCAUUUGGAAUACCCGUGGGGCCAGUCUCACCAGCGCCACAGAGUGACUACCUGCACGCUACACCUGAAAACAAAGGACGAUCUCGAUUUGUCCCUAGAAGGUCACCUGACAUCGUAUCAGACGACCUCGCUUAUAGAAGCUUAAGAAAAGAUAAUAGACAUUCAUCCCUGUUCAAUGGCGAAGAAUAUUUGAAUGGACAUGUUAAUAAUAAUCAUAGUUAUGGUGAAAAUCCUUUUACAAAAGAAUCAGCAGCCAGCCUCAAGAAAAAGAGGGCUGUGAGAUCGUUAUCGGCGAACAUAUUCACAAUGAUACAGAAAGAAAUAGAUGAUGCCCUCAACAUGAGUAAAGUGGCUACACUGCAGAAAACUCACAGUAAUAGCGAUGUAAUGAGACGCCUUCGUGAAACCUUCGAAAAUAACGACAAGGAUCCAGAUCAUUAUCCCCGCAACAAGGUAAAACAAAGACACAAUACUGUUAGUCUCUUUGUCAAUAACUCCCAUACUUCUGCACCUCAUUUCGCAAAAGACGAUUCAUUCAUUCACAAUGACGAUAAUUAUCUCGCUAAGCCUCCAUCUUGUGAUAAGUCCAAAAGCUCAUCACCAUCAAAUAGGUCACCACAAGCAUCAAAACGGUCAUCUAAAGAUGAAUUCCAGCAUGUUCUCAGUAUGCUCGCUCAAGAAGCUAUGGAUACUAGCAACAAAUUAGGAGUGGCGUUAGCUGAAUUAGAUAAAAAUAGAAAUAACGCUGAAAAGAAAUCAGACGUUCAAAGUCGAAUUUCUGACAGUAGACUUUCAUUCCUAAAUGGUCUGACUGGCAGAUCUGACAAUGAUCCUAUGCCUGAAGUUAAAGUAGUAAAUGUUCAUUCGGAGAUAUUCAAUGACCACAGGCCAGAUGUAAGUGAAAGAAACACGGAUGGAGAAUCCACGGCUAAAAAGACUGAAGACAGUCUGUUAGCUAUUUCAAAUCAGCUGCAUAAGGUGGAAGACCAAUUAAAACAUAGCUUUGAAAAAGAUCUUAAUGUUGAAGAUGAAAGCUUAAACCUUUCUAAUUAUGUAACAAAAACAGAAAACCAAUUAAAGGCUGAACAAACUACGGUUGCAAUCCCUGAAAAUAAGUUAGUACCAGAUAUAGUUCCUUUAAACGUGAAAAAUGAUUCCGUCAAAGUUGAAAAUGCCAGUGAAGUUGAAAAGAUACCUGAACCUCAAUUAAUUAAACCUGAAUACAAUUCAUUGAACCCGUUCCUAAAUACAGAUGACAAGUUGAAAGAAAUUAAUGAAAUUAAUGCAUUUAAGGAAUUGAAAGAUGGUAUUUCUGAUUUAAUAGCAGGCAUAACGCAAGUAAAUGAGAAAUUUUUUGUUCCUAAAACUCCGAAAGUAGAAACUGUUACCACUGAAAAUAAAAUGACUGGUAUCUCGGAAGCGAGUGAAAAACUAAACCAAGUAUCUGAAAAUAUUCGUAGACAAGAAGUACCGAAUCGGGCUUCUGUUAAUUUAUCGAUUUACGAAAACGAUUUAGAAAUUAAGAGAGAAAACGCUGAUUCGAAUGAGUACAACUCUUCAGAAGAGUUGGCGACUAUAUUUAAAUUGGACGGUGUAAGUCAGAGACGUGUAGAUAACGAGGAUGAGAAAGAGCCAGAAAAGGCUGUUCGAAGCGAUUUGAGCUCACCGAAACUCGUCCAAACAAUGAAUCAGCAACUGAGAAGACUCUCAGUGGACCAAACCAACGACACUCCUAGUCAAAGCAACUCACUGCCAACUAACGUAGUGCCGUGGAGGACCAAAAGGCAAAACCACGAUUCACAACAAGACUACAGAGGCAGUAGCGCGCAGUCGAAGCGCGAUUGGCACGACACUGGCACGUUGAUGCUAGCUUGCUCGUACACUUUGAUGAUCUCCCAACACUUGGCAGAGCUGGACUGGCUGACGCUACUGGGCUUGCUGCUCGCAAUUGUCACUAUUAUCGCUAUGCUAAUAAUCUAAUCUAACACGCCCUUUGUUGUCUAAAUUCAACAUCUAUUGCAAUCGCUGAAAUCUCUAAGGAAUGAUACGAAAGCGGUUUCUAUAUACAAAAAAAUAUUCGUCGAUAUCUUUAAAGUACCAGACAAUUUCGUCUUCAAAGGCAAAUUAAAAACAAUAAUUAAUAAAAUAAUUAUAGUUACGAUUAGUUAAGUAUACCUACCUAUUUCAAUUAUUUUGAUUGUGAUAGAUGUUGAAGAAAAGCUUCAGGACCUGUAUUUUGAAAUUGAUUGAAAACUUACGGCAUUUUGAAAAUUUGAAUUCAGAAAUUGGAUAAAAUAAUUUAGGAGCACUGAAUACGCGAUUUGAGAUUAAAUCGUCCAAAAAUACGAAUCCUGAUCGCAUUAAAUUUUAAUGCAUUAUUCAAAUAUUAAGACAGGUACUUCAACUUAAAGAGAGCUUUCAUUGUAAAUUACUUACAAUAAAAAAAAAAUAAGUUAGGUACUUAGUACUCAUUCUUUGCUACUUUCAAAUGUUUUUUCCUAAUACUAAUUAUUUCACUGAAAACUUGUUUUCAUUGAAAUAUGGCUAUCAUUAUUACGUAUAAAUAAAUACUUGUAGGUAAAUAUCUUUAUUUUUUUUAUUAUGAUAAAAACAACGAAAUAAAAGUUUAUAGGGACGACGAAUCAAUUUUUUUUAAAACAAUGAACUUUUUUUUACAUUUAUGUAUUAGUUACGUAAGUAUGUAAACCUAUAUUUCAUAAAUAUAUUUAUUAGUAAGAAACUGAAAAUUUUGGCCUAUGUUCAGCAUUGGACGUCCUGUGGCUGAAAUAAGAUUAUGUUUUUAUAAUUAUUACUAGCAACCAUUAUUUAGCAAGUUUUCGUUUUUACCUAGCUAGUUUAAAUUAGGUAUUUGAAAUUAUGAUGCUUUUAUUUUUAUUCAAUAGUUUAAGCACUUUUGGAAACCACUUCCAAUAACAUAAAAUCAUAAGUUUUUUAUCAACAUUAGCUAUCUAACUGUGAUGUUAUUUUUAUGUCCUUUUUAUUAUAAAAUAAGUUGCACAUACAUAAUUCUUAGUUUCUGUGCCAAAACAACGAUCAAAGGAUGUUUUAAAUGUAAAACUUUUGUAAACAAUACAAUGAAUGGCUUUUUAAGCAUGUAUUCGUGUGUUAAUUAUUUUACCGUUUGUUUAUUAUUGCAUGUUUUUUUGUAUUUUAUUAGAAGUUGUGUAUACCGAUAAUCAUAAGUUUACAUAAUCCGUUAACCCAUGUUAAUUAUUGAGGCAUAGUUUAUUUUUAUUACAUUUUACAUUACUUAGUAUAUCAGAAGAAAAGAUCAAUUUUAAUUAUACAGGGUGUUAGGUAAAUGGGUAUAUGAGCCGACACUAACCCAUGUUAACAUGGUCAUAUA